GCUCUCGCGAGACUCCUCCCCCCGUGGAGAGAGUGACAGGCAACAUGGCGGCGGAAAUGGAGGUUCGGUGUGUCUGCGACUGAGAGGAGGAAGAGAGAGGAAAGAUGAGUCAGGGGGCCGCUGAGGGCGAGCCCGAGGCCAAGGUGCUUCACACCAAGAGGCUGUACCGGGCCGUAGUGGAGACGGUACAUCGGUUGGAUCUGAUUAUUAACAACAAGACCGCCUACCAGGAAGUCUUCAAACCGGAGAAUAUCAGUUUACGCAACAAGCUGCGGGAGCUGUGCGUCAAGCUCAUGUUCCUCCACCCUGUGGACUACGGGAAGAAAGCGGAGGAGGUUCUAUGGAGGAAAGUCUAUUAUGAGGUCAUCCAGCUCAUCAAAACCAACAAGAAGCACAUCCACAGCCGGAGUGCCCUGGAGUGCGCCUACCGUACCCACCUGAUAGCCGGGGUGGGCUUCUACCAACAUCUCCUCCUCUACAUCCAGUCCCACUACCAGCUGGAGCUGCAGUGCUGCAUCGACUGGACCCACGUCACCGACCCUCUGAUUGGGAACAAGAAACCCGUGUCUGCUUCUGCCAAGGAGAUGGAUUGGGCCCAGAUGGCAUGUCACCGAUGUCUGGUCUACCUGGGAGACCUGGCUCGCUAUCAGAAUGAACUGGCCCUGGUGAACACGGAGAAAUUAGCGGAGAGGUUUUACUAUCAGGCGCUGACUGUCGUCCCACAGAUGGGAAUGCCAUUUAACCAGCUCGGCACGUUGGCGGGGAGCAAAUACUACCACGUGGAGGCCACCUACUGCUACCUGCGAUGUAUCCAGUCAGAAGUCUCCUUUGAAGGGGCUUAUGGGAACCUGAAGAGACUGUAUGACAAGGCGGCCAAAAUGUUUCAUCAGAUGAAGAAGACGGAGAAUCGCAAGCUGACACCCAGCAAGAAGAGAUGUAAGGACAUAAAACGAUUGCUGGUCAGCUUCAUGUAUCUGCAGAGACUACUACAGCCGAAGAGCAGCUCGGUGGACUCGGAGCUGACCUCUCUGUGUCAGUCUGUUCUGGAGGAUUACAACCUGUGCAUGUUCUACCUCCCGUCAUCCCAGAACCUGAGCUCCGCCAGCGAGGACGAGGAGGAGUACGACGGAGGCUACUCCUUCCUGCCAGACCUGCUGGUCUUUAGGAUGGUGGUGAUCUGCCUGAUGAGUGUUCACAGCCUGAAGAGGGCAGAUUCCAAGCAGUACAGCGCUGCCAUAGCGUUCACCCUGGCCCUCUUCUCCCACUUGGUCAACCACGUGAAUAUAAGACUGCAGAGCGAGUUGGAGGAGAGCCCCGUCCCCGCCUUCCACAGCGACAAUCCAGAUGACCCGGAAUCCAGGGAGGUCGCAGAAGUGAUAGAGAAAGACGCGGAGCCGGAGAUCAACCAGGUCAACAAGCAGCCGCGACCCAAACCCAGGAGCAAGAAGAACCCAAAGUACUCCCGCCUCUCCCUCUUACGUAGGCGGAGACACGCGCGGAAGGCGGACGAGAGCGACUUGAGCGAGGGGUUCGAUUCGGACUCCAGCCGCGGCUCGGCCAAAGGAAGCGACAACUCCGACAGCGCUUCAGAAAAGAGCGAGGAGGAGGCCGCCUUUGACAUAGAAUCCGAUUCGGAUAUGAACAGUCAGGAGUCGCGGUCCGAUUUAGAAGACAUGGAGGACGACCACGGCGAUGAGCGCAAGAGUCCGAAGGAGCCUAAGGAAGCGGCCAAAACCUGCGAGGAAAAGUCGGUGAGCCCGGCCAAACCCGAGGCUCAGGAGACCCCGGUUACCUGUCCCGGACCCACCACCAGCGAGGCCAGUAUAGCCAGCAACCUCCAAGCCAUGUCCACCCAGAUGUUUCAGACCAAACGUUGCUUUCGCCUGGCGCCGACCUUCACCAACGUCUUUGUGAAACCUUCCUCUGAGCCGGCGGCCUACAGCGCCAAAGAACAAGUGCCGCUGGUGAAUGGAGACGUGGAGAGACUGAAGUCUGCAGAGCAAGGGGACAUCUCUGACUCGGAGGAGAGUAUUGUGAGCAAUAAGUCCUGUCACAAUGAGAGGACUCUUCAGGAGAAGCUGGAGGUCAUCACCGCCGAGGGGCUUCUGGCCACCGUCAAGAUCUUCCUGGACUGGCUGAGGACCAACCCGGACAUUAUCAUCAUGUGUGCGCAGAGCUCGCAGAGUUUGUGGAACCGAUUAUCUGUUCUUUUAAACCUCUUACCAUCGGCAUCCAAGAUCCAGGAAUCCGGAAUCUCCCUGUGUAGUGAGGUGCAGAACUUGCUGCAGGGGUGUGAGCAGACCGACCUGUGCGCCCACCUGCUGCUCCCGGAGGACGCCGCCCUGAGGAACCUCCCCCCGCUGAAGGCUGCGCACCGCAAGUUCAACUUUGAGAAGGAGAGGCCGGAUCUCACCGUUCUGGAGGAGUCCAUCGUGCGCAGCUGCUACAUCCGGAGUUUCGGCCAUUUCCUCACCCACCUGCAGGGGAAGGUUCUACAGUACAACCCGGAGCUCGCCAUAUUCACCAGCAUCUCCGAGACCCAGCAAGACAACACCCUCCACCAGGCCCAGGCUCAGUUCCGGAUGGCGCAGGAGGAAGCUCGCCGGAACAGACUCAUGAGAGACAUGGCCCAGCUGAGACUCCAGUUGGAAGUGUCGCAGCUAGAGGGCACCCUCCAGCAGCCCAAAUCUCAGUCCUCCAUGUCUCCGUACCUCAUCCCGGACACACAGGCCCUCUGCCAACAUCUGGGCGUCAUCCGACAGCUGGCAAACAGCGGGCGUUUCAUCAUUAUCAUCCCGCAGACAGUUAUUGAAGGAUUGGACUUUCUAAAGAAGGAAAAUGCUGGAGCUCGGGAUGGGAUCCGAUACUUGGAGGCGGAGUUUAAAAAAGGAAAUCGGUAUAUCCGCUGCCAAAAGGAGGCUGGAAAGAGUUUUGAACGGAAUAAAUUAAAGCGGCAGGACGUUGACGCCUGGCAUCUCUAUAAGAUUCUGGACAGCUGUAAGCAGUUGACGGUGUCGCAGGGCAGCAAUGAAGAAGAGACGGCCGGGAUGGUCACCAUUAUAACCGGCUUUCAGAUAGAGGAACCCGAAUGUUUCUCCUCUGCCGUACAGUCUGCCCUGCAGGUUGCCGCCAGUUCCAACAUCGAGAUCAAGAACGUUCUAGAUUUCUACAAGCAGUGGAAGGAGAUGGGCUGACAGUCUGAGGUUCAGACCGUUCAUACAAAAGCAAAUCACAUCCUUCAUCCUCCCUUAUGAGCCGUGGCUUUCAAUAUGGUGGUAACUUGGAAAAUGGCCUGAGACAUGGAACCAAACAUCUAAACCGACAAGCCCUUCCAAGGAAAAGUUCUUUUUGUUGAUGUGUCUUGUAUGAAAAGCCCCGCAGCCACCUACGUCUCCGAUGGUAGAGGACUGCGGUGUCAGAAAACAGAAGGAGCUCGUCCAUCCGAGGCUGGAAGAGAGAAGGUGGGACCCAUCUUGUUGAUGUGUGACCUUCCCGACCACAGAUGUCCAUCUUCCAGGCCUCUGACCGGACCGUGACCGGAUUCUUUCCUCUUGUGUAGUGUGGUGACCGGACGACAUCACCCUCUGACUUCCCUCAACCCUUCACCCUGCUUGUCCCCCUAAAUCUCAGCCCCCCUUCCCUUAUCCUGUAUCCUUCCCAGCCCCUCCCAUUACCCAGCAUCCCCUGUUUUCUUUACUUGGAUCUUGUCCAAUGCUGUAAAAGAUUUGGAGAUUGUAAAUAAAGGAAACAGCGCUAUUUUAUUUAA
Rana temporaria (common frog) is the source of this 3766-nucleotide messenger RNA. RefSeq names its product SMG5 nonsense mediated mRNA decay factor (gene SMG5). Bases 105 to 3194 code for a protein of 1029 amino acids. Gene Ontology annotation, cellular component: telomerase holoenzyme complex. Gene Ontology annotation, molecular function: protein binding; telomerase RNA binding; telomeric repeat DNA binding. Gene Ontology annotation, biological process: nuclear-transcribed mRNA catabolic process, nonsense-mediated decay. Lineage: Eukaryota; Metazoa; Chordata; Amphibia; Anura; Ranidae. The record is from RefSeq and is a predicted model, not a curated record. The transcript is spliced from 22 exons.